Messenger RNA from Parnassius mnemosyne (clouded apollo), 1344 nucleotides. The record is from the annotation of a GenBank genome assembly. NCBI's taxonomy places the organism in Eukaryota, Metazoa, Arthropoda, Insecta, Lepidoptera, Papilionidae.
UUGGGUUUAGUCAAUGGUGCUAUUGGUACUGUGAAGUCAAUUUCCAAAUCUAUUGAGAGUAAUCAAAUUCAGUUUAUUAAUAUAGAUUUUGCAACUGGUACAGAAUAUGCUAUUGAAAGAAUCAAAGUAAAAUUUUUAAUUUCAGAUAAAGCUUUUGUCGUAAGAGAACAGUUCCCGUUAUGUUUGAGCUAUGCUGUUACGAUCCAUAAAAGUCAAGGUUUAAGUUUAAAAAAUGCUGUGAUUGAAGCUGGCAAUACUAUUUUUAAUGCUGGUCAAUCUUACGUAGCAUUCUCCCGAGUAACAAAAAUUGAAGGAAUACAUUUAAUAAAUUUCGAUCCGUAUUCAAUUAAAGCAAAUACAGAGGCAAUUGUAGAGUAUAAUCGGUUAAGAAAAACUUAUAGAGCUGAUCUCCCAGUCCUUUUAAUUACAAAAAGACGUUGGUCUAAAGUAUGGGAUUUAAUUUGGGGAGUUGAAAAAUAUUUCGAUCAAAGUAAACAACAAAAUAUAAUUAAAAGAAAGUCAUGUAUUGAUUUCUUCAAAUUCCAUGGUAUAGAAAAUAGCGAUGGUAAUUCUAGCUGUAUCAAUUCUAUUUUCCAGUGCAUUUUUCAUAGUAGUAUAAUACAAUUAUUAUUAGAAAGUGAACAUCAAAAUACUGCACUCAGCACAGAGUUGUGCAAAUUAUUCCACAUGUAUACGAUUAAUAAAACAAUAUUAAAGUCUACUUUGAUAAAAGAGAAGAUAUAUGACCAUUUAAAUAUAGAUGACGGAACUAAUCCUUUCGCAAUACUUUCUACUUUAUUCAGUAAAAAUUAUGACAUUAGUAAGUUAGUGCAAUACGAACUAUUAAAGACUGAUCGUUGUAAGUCCUGUAAUUAUACAAUCAUGUCUAAAGAAGUUAAUAACAUUUUACCUCUCAAAGUUGGGAAUGCUACUAAAGCUUUUAAUUUACAAGAAUUAAUCGAUAAACAACAUGGACAUUGGUUUAAUACUUUAAAAUUUUGUAACAAAUGCCAGAAAGGACAAAAUACUUAUAGGAAAGUCACGUUUAAUUCCUGUCAACAAAUAAUAGUAAUCGCAUUAAAUAUUUCUGUCUCUAAAAUAAAUAAAAAUAAACAAACUGGCUUCAUAAAAUCUGUACCAACAUCCAAAAUAGUUCUUUGUGAUAAUUCAUACAGCGUAAUCAGUGCUAUAUUUUGUUAUUAUAUAGACAAUGAAAUAAAUCGCUAUAGUGCAAUAAUAAAAAACAAAUCAGCUUGGAUAGAAUUAGAUGAUUUAAAUGUUAAAUCAAUACGAUGGCCAACAAAUUCAAAAAAUGCCUGCAUACUAUUUCUUGAAAAGAAAUGA